Messenger RNA from Oncorhynchus nerka (sockeye salmon), 8625 nucleotides. RefSeq names its product N-acetyllactosaminide beta-1,3-N-acetylglucosaminyltransferase 2-like. Gene Ontology annotation, cellular component: Golgi membrane. Lineage: Eukaryota; Metazoa; Chordata; Actinopteri; Salmoniformes; Salmonidae. The transcript is spliced from 3 exons. Gene Ontology annotation, molecular function: UDP-glycosyltransferase activity; hexosyltransferase activity. The record is from RefSeq and is a predicted model, not a curated record. The coding region runs from base 5931 to 7136 and encodes 401 amino acids.
AGGCAGUGAUCGCUGAGAUCCUGGUUGAAGACAGCAGAGGUGUAUUUGGAGGGUAGGUUAGUUAAGAUGAUAUCUAUGAGGGUGCCUGUGUUUACGGAUUUGGGGUUGUACCUGGUAGGCUCAUUGAUAAUUUGUGUGAGAUUGAGGGCAUCAAGCUUAGAUUGUAGGAUGGCCAGGGUGUUAAGCAUGUCCCAGUUUAGGUCACCUAGCAGCACGAGCUCUGAAGAUAAAUGGGGGGCAAUCAAUUCACAUAUGGUGUCCAGGGUUCAGCUGGGGGCAGAAGGGGAUCUAUAGCAAGUGGCAACAGUGAGAGACUUGUUUCUGGAAAGGAAGAUUUUUAAAAGUAGAAUCUCAAAUUGUUUGGGCACAGACCUGGAUAGUAAGACGGAUGUCUGUCAUCUCUGCAGUAGAUUGCAACUCCGCCCCCUUUGGCAGUUCUAUCUUGUCGGAAAAUGUUAUAGUUAGGGAUAAAAAUGUCAGCGUUUUUGGUGGCCUUCCUAAGCCAGGAUUCAGACACAGCUAGGACAUCCGGGUUGGCAGAGUAUGCUAAAGCAGUGAAUAAAACAAACUGAGGGAGGAGGCGUCUAAUGUUAACAUGCAUGAAACCAAGGCUUUUACGGUUACAAAAGUCAACAAAUGAGAGCGCCUACGGAAUGGGAGUGGAGCGAGGCACUGCAGGGCCUGGAUUAACCUCUAUAUCACCAGAGGAAAAGAGGAGGAGUAGGAUAAGGGUACAGCUAGAGGAUAUAAGAACUGGUCGUCUAGUACGUUCGGAACAGAGAGUAAAAGGAGCAGGUUUCUGGGCGUGUUAGAAUAGAUUCAAGGCAUAAUGUACAGACAAAGGUAUGGUAGGAUGUGAAUACAGUGGAGGUAAACCUAGGCAUUUGAGUGACGAUGAGAGAGGUAUUGUCUCUAGGGACUCCAGUUAAACCAGUUGAGCCGCGGCUAGCAGAUGGGCAUUCAGGGGACGUCACGACGGAGGAGCCUGUUGAAAAACGCCCUCGGGCGGAUUACGUCGGUAGUCCAGUCGUGAUGAAUCGGCGGGGCUCUGUAUUGGCAGUUAAAGGGGUCCAGGCCAAUUGGCAAAAUAGGUAUUGUAGCCCAAGGAGUGGCUGAUGGACCUCUUCAGCUAGCCGGGAGAUGGGCCUAGCAUAGGCUAGCUCCAGGCUAAUUGGUGCUUGCUACGGGACAGAGACGUUAGCCAGGAGUAGCCACUCGGAUAGCAGCUAGCUAGCUGCGAUGAUCCAGGUGAAAAGGUUCAGAGCUUGCGGUAGGAAUCCGGAGAUAUGGGGAAGAAGAAGUCGAAUAUGCUCUGGGUUGAAUCGCGCUAUGCAGACUGGCAGGAGUUGUCUGGGCUAAAGGUUAGCUGAUGACCGCUAGCAGUGGCUAGCUGACUACUAACUAGUACUUUCUGUUGGGGGUUCCGGUUCUAAAGUAAAGAAAAUAGCAGAUCCAUACCACAUUGGGUGAGGCGGGUUGCAGGAGAGUAUGUUGAAGUUGAGGUUAAGAAUUUGUUUUGCUAAAUAUAUGCGAAGAAAAUAUAUAUAUACACGGGACACGAUAAGACGAAGACAAAGAUGCCUGACUUCUAUGCCAUCUUGGAUUUUUUGGGAGAUGGGAGCCACUCCUCAGUAAAAGGCACAUGACAGCCCGCUUGGAGUUUGCCAAAAGGCACCUAAAAGCAUGGUGGUGGCAGGAUCAUGCUGUGGGGAUGGUUUUCAGCGGCAAGGACUGGGAGACUAGUCAGGAUUAAGGGAAAGAUAAAUGGAGCAAAGUACAGAGAGCUCCUGGAUGAAAACCUACUCCAGAGUGCUCAGGACCUCAGACUGGGGCGAAGGUUCACCUUCCAACAGGACAACGACCCUAAGCACACAGCCAAGACAACGCAGGAGUGGCUUUGGGAUAAGUUUCUGAAUGUCCUUGAGUGGCAGAGCCCAGACUUGAACCCGAUCGAACAUCUCUGGAGAGACCUGAAAAUCUCUAUGCAGCAACGCUCUCCAUUCAACUUGACAGAGCUUGAGAGGAUGUGCAGAGAAGAAUGGGAGAAGCUCCCCAAAUACAAGUGUGCCAAGCUUGUAGCAUCAUACUAAGAAGACUCGAGGCUGUAAUCACUGCAAAAAUGUGCUUCAACAAAGUACUGAGUAAAGGGUCUGAAUACUUAUGUAAAUAAGUAUUUUUUCAGUUGUACUAUUUUUAUUAAUUUGCAAAAAAUAUUUAAUUAUGGGUUAUUGUGUGUAGAUUGAUGAGAGAAAAAAAGAAGAUUUAAUCAGUUUUAGAAGAAGGCUGUAACGUAACAAAAUUUGGAAAAAGUCAAGGGGUCUGAAUACUUUCCAAAUGCAUUGUAGAUGAAGGGGAAGAGACAGGUUAAAGAAGUAUUUUAAGCCUUGAGACAAUUGAGAUGUGGAUUGUGUAUGUGUGCCAUUCAGAGGGUGAAUGGGCCAGACAAAAUAUUUAAGUUACUUUGAAUGGUGUUUGCUAGUAAGUGCCAGGUGCACAGGUUUGUGUCAAGAACUGCAACCUUGCUGGAUUUUUCACGUUCAACAGUUUCCUGUGUGUAUCAAGAAUGGUCCACUUUGCUAAGGACAUCUAGCCAACUUGAAUCAACUGUGGGAAGCAUUGGAGUCACUAUGGGCAAGCGUCCCUGUGGAAUGCUUUCAACACCUUGUAGAGCUUUUUUGAGGGCAAAAGGGAACUCAUUAUUAGGAAGGUGUUCCUAAUGUUUUAUACACUCAGUGUGUGACCAGUAUAGUCUACAAGGGGCUCAGUCUGUGUUUUCAUUGAGUACCUGAUUGCUAGCAGUUGCUCAUCUAAUAGCAUAGCAUGCAUUAGGAGGAGGGGGAGAGAGAGGCAGUCAUUUCUGGAUAUAUGGAACACUAGGUAGAACCAUUGAUUGAAACAGUUAUUUGGGACCUAAUGGGAUUCCAAAGGGAAAUUCACCAUAGAAACCAAGUGGUUACGAAGUGAUACUGUCAAAAUCCUUUUGUCUGUUGCAUAGUCUUCACUGACAGGGUAAGUAAUGGUUCAGAGGGAGACGCUUGGACAUGUGCUGGGGAGUCCACAAACACACACUGUACACUCCAACUGUACACUACAUCCCUCUCAAACGUGUUGCUCCAUAUGUAGGCCUAUGACUAGUCUCUUUUCACAGCAUCUGUGAAAAGAGACUAGCCUAUUAGUGAUGCAAUGUUUUCCUUUGUAUUUGAUGAGGGAGCAUCGAGAGGCACUCUAUUCUCCAUUAUCUCCAUUUAUGACACUCCAGAGCCAACCAAAGAGGCUCCUUGUAGGCGUCUUCAACCAGACUAGAGCGCCGUAGUAACCAUGAAAAUCUACAUCAUUCACAUGUGUAUAUUUCUCCCGUCAUACCAAAUGUCCUUCGGGUUAACAGUUAGUGUGCUCAUUCAAUUGUCACUUUUACAUCAGUGGCUUACAUCACUAGAGGUCCAUAGUAACCUUUGAAAUCUAUAUAAUUCACAUGUCCCCUACAUACUUAUUUGGACAGUGAAGCUAAACUUAAAAUGUGGCUCUAUAUUCCAGCAUUUUUGGAUUUGAAAUCAAAUGUUCCAUGAGGCGAGAGUACAGAACAUCACCUUUUAUUUGAGGUUAUUUUCAUAUCGGUUUUACCGUUUUAGAAAUGAAAGCACUUUAUGUAUCUAGUCCCCCCCAUUUGAAUGUAUCAUUAGUAUUUGGACAAAUUCACUUCUAGUGUAUUUCAUUUAGUCAAAAGUUUAGUAUUUGGUCCCCUAUUCAUAACAUGUAAUGACUACAUGAAGCUUGUGACUCUACAAACUUGCUAAUGGUAAGAGUUAGCAUGUUUUGGGGGCAUGACCUUUGUGCAUCUGUAACUUUCUCAUUAUUAUUCAGGAUUCACGAUGAUCCGUAAUCAUGGUAGCAUCCACAUUAAUGCACAAGUGUUCAGAAACAUAUUAUUUUCUUAUUUACAAUUUUUUUAAAUAACUCCAAAAUGACCAUACAUUAUUUACCAUUCAUUUCUACCGGUCACAACAUCAUCUGAAACACAACAACGACCAAAAAAAACGGAAAAUACAUCCAACAAGUUUGUAGAGUCACAAGCUUGACGUGGUCAUUGUGUGCUAGGAUUUUGAUUUGAUUUAUUAGGAUCCCAACUAGCCGACGCCAAUGGCGCCAGCUAGUCUUACUGGGGUCCGACAAAUAACGAAGAAGACAUUGCAGACAAAAGACUUUACAAUUUGCUUGCAUUCAAAAACAUUAACAUGUCGUGUGUGUGUGCAUCUAUCAGUUCCACAUACUGUACAUGGCAGUACAUGCAGACAACAAGUAGGUCACAUUGGGGAGAGACGUCGUGCUGUGAGGUGUUGGUUUAUUUGUUUUUUGAAACCAGGUUUGCUGUUCACUUGCACUAUAUGAGAUGGAAGGAAGUUCCUUGGUUCUGUAUAAUACUAUAUGUUUCCUUGUAUUUGUUCUGGACCUGAGGACUGUGAAAAGACCCCUGGUGGUAUGUGUGGUGGGGUAAGUGUGUUUGUCAGUGCUGUGUGUAAGUUGACUAUGGAAACAAUUUGGAAUUUCCAACACGUUCAUUUUCAUAUAAAAACAAGAAGUGACACAGUCAGUCUUUCCUCAACUCCUCAACUCUUAUAUUGGUCCAAAAUACUAACCUUUUGACUAAAUGUAAUACAUAAUAAGUGAAUUUGUCGAAAUACUUGACACCUUAAAAUGUGCGGACUAGAUACAUAAAAGUGCAUUUGUUUCUAAACAAUAUAAGAGAUAUGUAUGAAAAUAUCCCCACAAUAAAAGGUGACAUUCUGUACUGUUGCCUCAUAUAAAACAUUCAAUCUGAAAUCCAAAGUGCUGGAGUAUAGAGCCACAUAAAAACAAAUGUAACUUCACUGUCCAAAUAAAUACUUCGAUGAGUGUAUGUAUUUCAAACCUAAUGUGCUUCAAGUUAACACUUCUCACUUUCUUAUCAGUGGCUGGCCUGUUAAGUCCUGUUGAUAUCACACUGUUGAGUCACCUGUGCUUCAGUAAACACGCUUUUCUGAUGUUUAAUUAUGGGGGCCCCCUCUCAAAUAGUUAAAUAAAGGUUACAUUUAAAAAAAAAAAAUACAAAUAAAGAUGUUUACGUCUGUGUGGCCUCUCCAGCAUGUGCCCAAGUGCCUCCCUCAACCAUGACUUCAAGUUUAAUGACUGACCAUAUGAAGUAAACUAAUGAUAGACUAUGUAACUAUUUAGUGGACUAUGAUGUGGUUGUUUAUUUUAUGUUACAUAGUAUUUACUUCAUCAGUUUACAUCAUUGAGUACAAUAUUACUACUUAAUGACAGAUAUAUAUAUAUACAGAGGGUUAAAAAAGUAUUUAGUCAGUCACCAAUUGUGCAAGUUCUCCAACUUAAAAAGAUGAGAGGGGCCUGUAAUUUUCAUCAUAGGUACACUUCAACUAUGACAGACAAAAUUAGAAAAAAAAAUCCAGAAAAUCACAUUGUAGGAUUUUUAAUGAAUUUAUUUGCACACAAAAAAUAUGGUGGAAAAUAAAUGUUUGGUCACCUACAAACAAGCAAGAUUUCUGGCUCUCACAGACCUGUAACUUCUUCUUUAAGAGGCUCCUCUGUCCUCCACUCGUUACCUGUAUUAAUGGCACCUGUUUGAACUUGUUAUCAGUAUAAAAGACACCUGUCCACAACCUCAAACAGUCACACUCCAAACUCCACUAUGGCCAAGACCAAAGAGCUGACAAAGGACACCAGAAACAAAAUUGUAGACCUGCACCAGGCAAGAAGACUGAAUCUGCAAUAGGUGGCUGCUGCAGGAACACCAGUCCUGUUUCAGUUCCCCUUUCUAGAACCUUCUCCCAUGCAGGAGACCCACAUGGGCUAAGAAGGUCUGGGCCGGGACCACAGGAACAGCCUGACCAGUCAUUUCCUGCUACUCACAGGUCCAGAGACUGCAGAGAGCCAAGAUGCACGGCGGUCGGAAGAAAACCAGGGUGCUGUGUGUGAUGAUGAUACUCAAUGUCUUCGUCUUCAUCCUUGUGGGCGUGUCUCGGAACCUGGGCCAGGAUAAGGGGGACCAGCGGAAGCCACGCAUUCCCUCCAAGAGGUUCUGGAAGAAGCAGAUGACCAGCGAGAUCUUCUGGAAUAAGGAGCAGCAGAGGCUGGACUAUAUCUACAACCCCAUCCUCAUGUUGGGUUUGACCAAUGACUCUCUCCUGGAGCUACCUGAUUGGCUCAACGACACCAAGUCCCCGGACCCCUGCCAACCGGACUACAGCGUCACCACCCAGGUGAAGGACUACAACUCCCUGCCACCCCGCUUCCAUGACUUCCUGCAGCACAUGCGCUGCCGCUCGUAUCCGAUGAUCAUGGACCAGCCACGCGUAUGCGAGAGCAAACCCUACCUCCUAUUGGCCGUCAAGUCCCUGGCGCCCCACUUCGACCGGCGGCAGGCCAUCCGGGAGUCGUGGGGGCGGGUGGGCGUUCUGGCCAAUCGGACUGUAGCCACUGUCUUCCUCCUUGGAAAUGCCGUGGCAGUCGACCACUUCCCCAACUUGUCUGGGAUGCUCAGUCACGAGGCCAGACUUUACGGGGACCUCCUCCAGUGGGACUACCGAGACUCCUUCUUCAACCUCACCCUCAAAGAGGUGCUCUUCCUGGACUGGUUCAGCCAGCGUUGCCCUGACGCCCGCUUUGUCUUCAAGGGGGAUGAUGACGUCUUCGUCAACACCUGGAGGAUCUUAGACUUCCUCCACAAUCUUCCAGAGAUCAGGGCCAGGGAUCUGUUCAUAGGGGAUGUAAUCACCAACGCCGGCCCGCACCGGGACCGGAAGCUCAAGUACUUCAUCCCAGAGAGUGUGUUCGUGGGGCCAUACCCUCCCUAUGCCGGCGGAGGAGGGUUCCUGUACUCUGGGGAACUGGCACUGCAGUUGCACAACAUCUCCCAGCAGGUGGCGCUGUAUCCUAUUGAUGAUGUCUACACAGGGAUGUGUCUCCAGAAGCUGGGCUUGGUCCCGGAGAAGCACAAGGGCUUCAGGACGUUUGACAUUGAUGAGAAAUACAGGGGCAACCCGUGCACGUAUAAGAGCUUAAUGCUCGUGCACAGCAGGACGCCGCAGGAGAUGAUCAAAAUCUGGGCCUGGCUCAGCGAUCCAGAAUUGGACUGUCAGUGAGACAUCUACAUGCAUCCCACAUUACACCCUAUUCCCUACAUAGUGCACUAUUUUUGACCAGAGACCUAUAGGCCCUGGUCAAAAGUAGUGUACUAUAUAGGGAAUAGGGUGCCGUUUGGGAUGCAUCCAAUGGGUCUUUGAGCAUUUUUUUGAUGUGUUCUAAGUGCUUUCUUUGGUUUUUGUGGAAUUCCAAAAUCCUCGAGGUUCGGUAGCAAUGCUGGGUUCACGUGCUAGUUGGAACUCUGAAUUUUCUGACUUGCUAAUUAGUUGUAGUUAUACACGUGCCGUGUUCAACCAGUUAGGAAGUUGAACAUUUUUGAGUUUCCUAGUUCCGACUAGCACGUCACAAGUCAAUGUGUUCCAGCUUCAAUUAGAAUCAGCUGAUAUAUCUCUAGCAUUCCAAAGUAUUUUUUUACAUGAGCAACCAUUCAUGUACACUCUUCGAGACUGUGUUCGGCAAAUGUAGUAUCAUUAAUAUAAAUGUACUAGUACUGUAUGUACUUUUCAAGCACUAUUGCACGAGAGGUCCUUCAUUUGCAAGAAAUGUAAUUUGUCACAAUUAACAGUCAUAUGUGAAAAUCACCUACGAUUGGGAGGGGGAUCCAUAUCUCUUUUAAUAGUAACAAGACAGUUCUUGACACAAACGGGUGCGCCUGGCACUUACUACCAAACCCUGUUCAAAGGCACUUCAAUAUUUUGUCUUGCCCUUUCACCCCCUGAAUGGGACACAAACAAUCCAUGUCUCAAUUAUCUCAAGGCUUAAAAAUCUACACUGAUUGAUGUGGAUUUAACAAGUGACAAUCAAUAAGGCAUCAUAGCUUUCUCCUGGUCAUUCUGUGUCAUGGAAAGAGCAGGCAUCCUUAAUGUUUUGUACACUCAGUGUGUGUAAAAAAAAAUAUAUAUAUGUUUUACCACACUUAUCGAGCUCCUCUUCUCCAUUUCAUAAACAAAACAAAAACAAUAACAAAUGUGCCUGGGGCUCUAUUUCACCUUAUGCGGAGCUCAGCUUUAAAGUAUUUUUUUGUAUUAAUAAAACAAAUUUGCACAUUUGGUGAAUAAAUAUUUGUUGAAUAAUCCAGAAUUUUAAGGCGUUAGUAGUCCUGUGACCCAGUGUUUUUUUUAGGCUGUAGUGAGAUGUUAUGUGCAGAGCUCUUCCUGUAUUCUCACAACAGUGGAGGCUGCUGGGGGGAGGACAGCUCAACAGUAAUGACUGGAAUGGAGUGAAUGGGAUGGCAUCAAACCAUGUGUUUGUAUUUGAUACCAUUCCACUGGUUCAACUCCGGCCAUUACCAGGAGCCCGUCCUCCCCAAUUAAGGUGCCACCAACCUCCUGUGACUCACAAGCCUAUAAUGGAAUCAACUGGGUCUGUACUUCCAACUCCAUUUUAUGCCCUAUGUCUGUUUUCUUUUUAUGUUUUCAGAAAUGUGAUGGAUACCUGGAGUAUUUCAAUUUUUUAUGACAGUGAAUAAAAAAAUAUUCAAACAUCAAA